UCACGAGAGGGAAGUUGUGUGUGUGCCUGAAGCGCUAUAUCUUUUGCUGAUUAGGUGUAGGCAUACGUCUUCCUAGAAGCAAUAUAUUUAUUCAAAUACUUGUUUAACGUCCAGGCUACUUUUGUUGACAAAGAGUCUGAAGUUAAUUCUUUCAUGCCACUCUUGAUGUGAAGUUCUGCAGCAGUGCUCAGCUCACAUUUAAAAUGUGCAAGUUUUUAUUACAGCUAUUAAUGUGUUGCAUUAUCUAAAUGUUUUGUCUUGUAGGAUUAUGGAAGACAAGUGGCCUGUCAGAGUUUUUGUGUCUGAUGAUGACAUUAGAAGGUUCAGCUUUGACAAAAAACCAAGCAAUGUAGAAGAAUUGCUGUCUGAGCUCAAGCUUAAAUUGGCGUUGUCAUAUGAAUUCAAAAUUCAUUAUGAAGAUCUUCAACAACGCUCUGUGCAAACUGACUGAUAUGUCAGAAUUACCUGAACGACCUACAAUCAAGAUUGUGAGUUGUGUGGUCCAUAGCUCAUCAUCCCUGAGCACAUGCAGCACAGAAAUCCUAAGCCCAAGACGCACUGAAGCCCAAAGACUUAGAGAAGAUCCUUGGCCUGCAGAGUUUGAAAUCCCGGAAUUCCCUGUAGACAUCAAUUACAGACUAAGGCAGGGAGAUCUGGCUUACAUGAGAGAUGGCUCCCUGUUAAAGAUGUCUCGUGACUUGAAACAUGGGAUCUUGGAGAAACUUGCAGAAGCCAUGUACAAGUUUAUGGCUUACCCUGCUGAUUAUCACUUUGGUCAUGUGGCAUCUGCACUUAUCAAGGCACAUCCCUGUUUGUCUGAACCUGGAUCACCCACUGGAUAUUGUGUGUGGAAAAAUAGCUUGAAGUUUAAGAUGGGCAAUUAUCACACUAAACUACGAAGGUCAGGAAUGGCUGAUGUCUCAGUGAAUGGCAACAAAAGGGGGAAAGAUUUCCCAGAUGGGGACCCAACAAGCAGCAAAAUCAAGAGGCCUAAAAGGAGCGAAACAAACUUCUUGCCUAAUUUCCCCGAUGGAGAGAAUACUGCUUCUCUUGAGAAGAUAAGAGUUGAACUAGAGAUGGAGGCUAAAAAACAUUUACCUGAUGUACUUGGUGUGAAAAAGAAGAUGGAACUAACAUUCUCACUGAGGAGAAGAGAGAUCGUAGAAGAGCAACCACCUGUGAAGAAGAUGGUAGAACGCUGGCCAGCACUCUUCACAGAAACUCAGAUCUAUGAUGAGUUCUCAAGAGUUGCCAGCAAAAAUCUUUGCCAACAGUUCUUUGAAGCAUUGGACACGCACACACCCCGUCUUGUUCAGAUAAUGAAGUCCAAAGGGGGGAAAGUCAGUGAAUCCCUUGAUGGCUUUCUCAGCCAGAUUGAUAGUCAGAACAUCACUGCUAAACGGACCAUUGUGCUGCGCUGUCUGCCCGUGCUCCUUGGAGAUGAUGACUGUGAAUUCCACAGAAGUUGUUUUGAUUCAGACACAGGAGAGGACCAGGUGCCAGUGGGUAUACUGACAGUCAUCCCUGAGGACGACCCAAAUCCUGCGGCCAGUCUUCACCUCAAGCCUGCCAGCAUUGCUCUAAUUCUUGAGGGAGACAUAGUCUUGGAUGAUCUGUCUUCAUACCCUGAAGCGUUUUGCUUGUUGUUUGGCCUGAUUUACGCUUUGCAUCUUGACUACCCGAAGUCAAUGAGGUAUUCGUUUGAGUUCAUUCAGAAAGUCCAAAAUUGCAAAGCUUGA
This is a messenger RNA of Scatophagus argus, 1739 nucleotides long. RefSeq lists its product as uncharacterized. NCBI's taxonomy places the organism in Eukaryota, Metazoa, Chordata, Actinopteri, Scatophagidae. The record is from RefSeq and is a predicted model, not a curated record. Bases 396 to 1739 code for a protein of 447 amino acids. The transcript has 4 exons.